Messenger RNA from Lycium ferocissimum, 330 nucleotides. RefSeq names its product large ribosomal subunit protein eL20-like. The transcript is spliced from 4 exons. The record is from RefSeq and is a predicted model, not a curated record. Gene Ontology annotation, cellular component: ribosome; cytosolic large ribosomal subunit. The coding region runs from base 1 to 330 and encodes 109 amino acids. NCBI's taxonomy places the organism in Eukaryota, Viridiplantae, Streptophyta, Magnoliopsida, Solanales, Solanaceae. Gene Ontology annotation, biological process: translation. Gene Ontology annotation, molecular function: structural constituent of ribosome.
AUGGGGAUCUAUGAUCUGUGUCUUCUUCAUGUUUAUUAUGGUCUGUUUCAGCACAAGUAUAGAAUGUCUCAAUACUGGAAAUUCUUAAUGGAUAUUGGUCGAUCUGCUACCAAUGAAGUCCAUGCUAAAUCCAAGUUCUGGUACUUCUUGAGAGAACUGAAGAAGGUGAAAAAGAGGAACGGGCAGAUGCUUGCUAUUAAUGAGAUCUUUGAGAAGAACCGGACUAAGAUCAAGAACUACGGUAUAUGGCUGCGUUAUCAGAGCAGAAUUGGGUAUCACAACAUGUACAAGGAGUACCGUGAUACCACUUUGAAUGGAGGUGUGGAAUAG